UUUACAAAAACUAUCAAUCGGGCUCUGGAAACCCCAAAAAGAAAUAAAGCAACGGAUAAAAGCAAUUAAACAAGUAAGGAAGUAAAAUUGAAUCUGGUGAGCUCCAACUGCUAUGAAUAUAUCAUCUAUAUAUUAUUAAUCUGUUGUUGAUCGGAGAAGAUAUAUUAGGGAUUUGUAUCCAGAAAUUGUUCCUGGAUAGGUUAUUAGGGAUUUGUAUCCAGAAAUUGUUCCUGGAUAGGUUUGAUUAGUGUCAAAGUGUACCUACAUACUAUAUCACAGUAAAGUACUAAAGUGUGAAUAGAUCGAUAUGGUUGAAAUGGAGUUUCUUGGGAUGAACUUCAGUUGUGUGUUUGGAGCUCUCAGCAACGGCAAGUUUCCGGACAAAGAUUGUUUGCUUCCUCUCGUAUCCAAGCUUCUCGGCUACUGUAUCGUUGCUGCUUCCACCACCGUCAAAGUCCCUCAGAUAUUAAAAGUUUUGCAACACAAAAGUGUCAGAGGGCUUAGUGUUGUGGGCUUCGAACUCGAAGUAGUUGGUUAUACUAUUGCAUUAGCAUAUUGUCUUCACAAAGGGCUACCAUUUUCAGCCUACGGGGAGUUGUUAUUUCUAUUGAUCCAAGCUAUAAUAUUAGUUGCAGUUAUCUACUAUUUUUCUCAACCUUUGGGAACCAAGACAUGGAUUAAGGCAUUGCUAUAUUGUGCUGUGGCACCCACCAUCUUAGCUGGUCAAAUUGAUCCCAUUCUCUUUGAAACUUUAUAUGCAUCUCAGCAUGCAAUUUUCUUCUUUGCCAGGGUCCCACAAAUUUGGCAAAAUUAUACUAACAAAAGUACAGGGGAGCUCAGCUUUUUAACCUGCUUAAUGAAUUUCGGAGGUUCCACAGUAAGAGUCUUCACCAGCAUCCAGGAAAAAGCUCCAACAAGUGUUGUUAUGGGAUCGGCACUUGGUAUUGUGUUGAACGGUACCAUAUUGAGUCAGAUAAUCUUAUACCAGAAGCCCCGUGAUAAGAAAGGUGAUAAAAAGGAGUAGGAGAGCGAGGAUAUGGCUCAGGAGUUCCCUCUUCAACUCACUGUUAAGUGUGUGCUGCAAACAUAUCGGAUUCCCAAGGUCAUAUCCUAUUCUAUGACGAUCUUCCAAGAUGAAAUUUAGCAUUUUGUAUUGCAUGAACAUCAGUUCGCCUUUCUCUGGUUCAAACUCCCAUGUUCGCAGUCAACAUAUCAUUUGCUUAUAUGGAUUUAUGUUUCUUGGAUGAAUUUUUCUCUCAAGUAGAUGUCACAUAUUGGAAUGAUGUUCAUUUUUAUACAACUAUAAUGAAUGAGAAACAAAUCAGCACUGAAAUUCUCGAA
This is a messenger RNA of Cornus florida, 1341 nucleotides long. Its product is annotated as mannose-P-dolichol utilization defect 1 protein homolog 2. The transcript is spliced from 8 exons. The coding region runs from base 308 to 1024 and encodes 238 amino acids. NCBI's taxonomy places the organism in Eukaryota, Viridiplantae, Streptophyta, Magnoliopsida, Cornales, Cornaceae. The record is from RefSeq and is a predicted model, not a curated record.